AAUUAUCACUGAAUAUUUGUCUAAAAUGAUUACACGUUGUUCAGUCGCGUCCGAAUUCCGCGUGGGCCCACAUGUUCCGAUGUCAUCCACCAAUCACGCUUCAGGCUGUGUAAUUUUUCAAUGAGAUUGCCCACUUAGCCACGUAUGACGUCCGUUGUCAUUUUAACGAGGCAGCCACGCUGCGUUUUCGAAUUUUGCCGCAUCGGAACGCGACUGAUUCGAUGAUUGAAAGAACGCAAAUCGAUUUGACCGUAUUCAGAGUGCGUGAACGUUUCUCGGUGUCGUAUUGAAGUUUUGACUAUUACAAAUCGAAUCAAAGUGGAUCCUUUCGUGAAGAGAAAGAUGAAAGUAUUCAAGAAGAAAUUGCGUUUCUCGAUAUAACGUUAGAAUGUGUGGACAUUGUGUUAAACAUAAUUUAUCGAUACGUGUACUAUAAUAAAUAUUAUACCUACAUCACCGGCGGCAUUUCGUUCAGAUAUAGUCACAGAUAGAUUUAAAUAUGCAUCCCAGAACAGGAAAUUUAGUUUGCGUCGUAUUCCUAGUAGUACUGGAUUUAUCCGGAAUAAAAACACAGACAGAAAUAGAACAUCAGACGACAACGGAAGCAUUUGAGACAACAACAACAACGGAUCACAGUUACGCAGACGACAUCAAAGUAAGACAAUCAAGAAAAACGCUUGACGAUGCAAUAAUACACAAAAUAGAACCGUUACUACAAGACAUAAAGCCAGCUGAGAUCCCGGAGAGUGCGUCAAAAGUAAUAAUGCCAUUGAGAAACAGAAAUCCUGUGAACGAAAUCGUUAUCAACGGAAAGAAGAAUAAAACGGAACCCAUAAAGCAUCCAGUUGAAAAAUUAGAUCAUGAAUUGGCCAAAUUGUUAAGGAAUAAAAUAACGAAAAAGAUUAAUAAUAUAAGAGCUCAUGUUAGAUAUGACGAAGUAACGGGUGAGGUGAUGGACGCACCGCAUCCCUGUGAAAGAGAAUGUAAGGAAGGCGAAGAUCCAAUGGUUUGCUAUUACCAUUUCAACUUGGAGUGGUACCAGACCAUGAGUAAAGCGUGUUUUAAUUGUCCCUUCAACGAAACGGACUGUUUUCGACCUGAUUGUAUUCCAGCUGAUGGCAUGAAUAGGCCUUUGAAUGUGAUCAACAGGAAGAUGCCGGGACCCGCUAUUGAGGUCUGCCAACAUGAUAGAGUAAUAGUGGACGUCGAAAAUGACCUAAUGACGGAAGGAACAACAGUGCACUGGCAUGGCCAACAUCAGAAAGGUACUCCUUACAUGGACGGGACGCCGUAUGUCACCCAGUGUCCAAUACCUCCCGAAACAACGUUUAGAUACCAAUUUAACGCGACACAUACCGGCACACAUUUCUGGCACUCACACUCUGGCAUGCAGCGGGCUGAUGGAGCGGCUGGUGCUUUUAUAGUCAGGAAACCUAAGUCACAGGAUCCUCAUGGACAUCUGUAUGAUUAUGACAGAACCGAUCACGUGAUGAUAGUGACGGAUUGGAUCCACGAGCUCUCAGUUGGGAUGUUUACGGACCACCACCACUCCUCCGGCGACAACAAACCUCCGACCCUCCUCAUCAACGGAGUAGGAAGGUUCAGGGUCUUCAACAACGACACUGAGAAGCCUUUAUAUAUGAAAGCGGCGAGGUUCAAUGUCGAACAGGGAUACAGAUACCGGUUUCGCGUGAUCAACGCUGAGUUCCUGAACUGCCCUAUAGAGCUGUCUGUGGACGGACACAACAUAACUGUGAUCUCGAGUGAUGGAUACGAUUUGGAGCCUAUCGUCGCUACAUCGCUCGUGACUUACGCCGGAGAGCGAUAUGACUUCAUUCUGGAUGCUAAUAACGAAAUCGACAACUACUGGAUCAGAUUCCGCGGUCUUAUGGACUGCGAUGAAGUAUUCACUAAAGCUAAGCAAGUCGGAGUUUUGCAUUACGAAGGAGCCAUGGAAGUCGAACCGGCUGGUGACCCAACAUGGGAGGAGCUGCAUAAUGAAGGAUUGCAAUUGAACGCGCUGAACAAAGGUGAAGAAGAAGACGAGACUAUAAGUGUCGCGGAAAUGAAGUCUUUAGAUGGAUACGACGAAAGUCUUAAGGAGAUCGCCGAUUACCAGUUCUACGUGGCCUAUGAUUUCUACGCUAAGAACAAUUCUCAUUUCCACAGGUCGCCUUAUUACGGAUAUUACCAAGUUCCCGAAAAAGUGAACCGUCUCUACACGCCGCAGCUGAACCACAUCAGCAUGAAGAUGCCGUCAAGUCCACUCCUGGUCGCCCGACCAACACCGGACCACUUUUGCAACGCGUCCAGCAUCGAAGAAUCCUGUAAAGAAGGCUACUGCGAGUGCUCUCACGUCCUAUCAGUCAAACUAAACUCUGUCGUCGAAGUCGUAAUAGUCGAUGAAGGUAUCACAUUUGACGCCAAUCACCCGUUCCAUUUACAUGGCCACAGUUUCAGGGUGGUUGGUCUUAGGAGGCUAGCAUCAGAUACAACUAUAGAAGAGGUCAAGGCAUUUGACGAAGCCGGUCUAUUGAAAAGAAAUCUAAAGAACGCUCCUAUCAAAGAUACCGUCACAGUACCAGACGGAGGCUACACGGUUAUUAGGUUCAAAGCUGACAACCCAGGCUAUUGGUUAUUCCAUUGUCAUAUAGAAUUUCACGUUGAAGUUGGCAUGGCCUUAGUUUUCAAGGUCGGUGAUCAUAAGGAUAUGCCGCCGGUCCCCAGAGAGUUCCCCAAAUGCGGUAGUUACAUCCCGGAUAAUAUGCUCGAGUUGGCUACAGAAAAACCAAAGAACGAUAAUCAGUUCAUUUCUAUAUCUCACUGGUGGCCGGUUGUGGUUGUCAAUAACACUGUUUCAUCGGCUUCAUCUAUUAGUUUAUGUAUAUAUCUUCUCACUUGUUGCAUGCUUUUAUUGAAAUUUAAUUAUGAUAGAUAA
Molecule: messenger RNA, 2938 nt
Organism: Bombyx mandarina (wild silkworm)
Lineage: Eukaryota; Metazoa; Arthropoda; Insecta; Lepidoptera; Bombycidae
Product: multicopper oxidase 3
Biological process (GO): iron ion transport
Cellular component (GO): plasma membrane
Molecular function (GO): oxidoreductase activity; copper ion binding
Source: RefSeq, a predicted model, not a curated record